AUGUCUGCCUCCUCUUCCAAAAGGAAGAGCAAGGGGCGCCUGGCCGCGGCUGGCGGCUCCCCGCGGGAUGCUCCCCUCGGCGCUGCUGAGGGCGGGCCGCUGGCGCUGCGGGUCGCCGACGCCGUGGAGGCAGGAGAUGACAAAGUCCCGAAAAUGCUGCGCAGAACCCUGGCGCAGCUGUCGCUGAGCAGCAUGAAGUCUGCGGAGCUCUGCAUAGGGCGGCCGGCCCUGCUCACCUCAGCUGAUGGGCGACAGGAGGUCUGUACUGCUUGGCCCACUGCAGGCUUUCCAGGUGGGAAGAUUGGGCUGAAUGAAACCACGCAGAAGAACCUGAAAGUAAAUCCAGGUGAUGGUGUCACUGUGCAGCCUGUGACUGGUGCAGUCAUCCAGGCAGAGGAAGUCGAUGUAAAGUUGAGGGACAAAGAUGCCACCGUUAAUGCCGAGGAAAUGUCUGUGUGUCUGCUGAGAAACCUUGAUGGGAAAAUAGUUCUACCAGGAAACCUCUUGGCUUUCACUUUCUAUGGCAAACUGUGCAACAUCGUGGUGAUGAGAGUGAAAGGAACUGAUGGUGCAGAGCUGAGUGCCCAGGGCAGUGCCAUUCCCAGUGACCCAGACUUUGAGAGAUCUGAUUUGGAGACAAGUGCCUUGAAUUUGUCCCUACAGCUCGGCAGGAUGGACAUUGGUGACAGUCCAGGGGUUGCAUCUUUGAGCACACCAAGCAAACCAAUGGAUCCAGGCUCACCAGUUACACCCAGUUCUGUGACAGCCAGUGGUCCAGACUCUGGUCAGGGAGAGAAAACCCACAGCGAGGGAGAUGGUGCAGACCUCACCGAGGAUUCGGAGUCAGCUGGGAAAAGCAGCAGUGAGGGACUCCCAGUAACCGGAGCAAUGAGCAGUACAGACUCUUUUUAUUUCAUUUCUUCAAGAACUAGGAUCAAUUUUAUAGAACCCAGGACCAGUGUAGCAGAAGAUGGCGACUGUGAGUCCCAAGUCACCUAUGACAUGAUAGGAGGUUUGAGCAGCCAGCUCAGAACUAUUAGAGAAACAGUUGAACUGCCCUUGAAGCAACCUGAACUGUUCAAGAGUUACGGAAUCCCUCCUCCUCGAGGAGUGCUGUUAUAUGGCCCUCCAGGCACCGGGAAGACUCUGAUUGCCAAAGCCAUCGCAAAUGAGGUUGGCGCUCACGUUACUGUUAUUAAUGGGCCUGAAAUAAUAAGCAAGUUUUAUGGGGAGUCUGAAUCGAGGUUACGUCAGAUCUUCGCUGAAGCCUCUCUGCGUCGCCCCUCAAUUAUAUUUAUAGAUGAGUUGGAUGCACUCUGUCCAAAGAGAGAAGGGGCUCAGAAUGAAGUGGAAAAGAGAGUUGUUGCUUCAUUGCUGACGUUAAUGGAUGGCAUUGGCUCAGAAGGCAGUGAAGGGCAGCUCUUGGUGCUGGGGGCCACCAAUCGCCCCCACGCUCUGGAUGCAGCUCUGCGCAGACCGGGGCGUUUCGACAGAGAGAUAGAGAUCGGAAUUCCCAGUGCCCGGGACCGCCUGGACAUACUCCACAAGCUUCUCAGGAAAGUUCCCCAUUCGCUCACAGAGGUGGAGUUGGUGCAGCUGGCUGAUAGUGCACAUGGUUAUGUGGGUGCAGACUUAGCAGCCUUGUGCAAGGAAGCAGGUUUGCACGCCUUGCGGAGAACGCUGGGGAAGAGCCCUAACCUGUUAGACACCGAGGUGGCUGGGUCAGUGAUGAUUGCUUUCAAUGACUUCCUGCAGGGGAUGAAUGAUGUCAGGCCCAGUGCCAUGAGGGAGGUGGCAAUUGAUGUGCCAAAAGUCUCUUGGUCGGACAUAGGAGGACUAGAAGAGGUGAAGCUGAAAUUGAAGCAGGCAGUUGAGUGGCCUCUCAAACAUCCUGAGUCCUUCAUCCGCAUGGGGAUCCAGCCUCCAAAAGGUGUGCUGCUUUAUGGACCUCCUGGGUGCUCAAAAACCAUGAUAGCAAAAGCUUUGGCCCACGAAAGUGGGCUCAACUUCUUGGCAGUUAAGGGACCUGAGUUGAUGAAUAAAUACGUUGGUGAGUCUGAACGAGCAGUGAGAGAGAUCUUCAGGAAAGCCAGAGCGGUGUCUCCUUCAAUUCUUUUCUUUGAUGAGAUAGAUGCCUUGGCAGUGGAAAGGGGAAACUCCUCAGGUGCUGGCAAUGUAGCAGACCGUGUGUUGGCUCAGUUGCUGACGGAAAUGGAUGGGAUAGAACAGCUGAAGGACGUGACAAUUCUGGCAGCUACAAACAGACCGGACAUGAUAGACAAGGCCUUGCUGAGACCAGGACGAAUAGACAGAAUUAUCUACGUGCCGUUGCCAGAUGCAGCCACUCGCAGGGAGAUCUUCAAACUUCAUUUUCAGUCCAUGCCAGUGAGCGAUGAAGUCUGCUUAGCUGAGCUUGUUGAGCACACACAGAAGUACUCAGGAGCAGAGAUAACAGCAGUCUGUAGAGAAGCAGCUCUUCUGGCUCUCCAGGAAGACAUCCAUGCCCAGUCCAUCACGGGACGGCACUUUCGGUGCGCGCUGACUGCCGUGACCCCGAGGAUUCCCGACUCGUUAAUCCAGUUCUAUGCAGAUUAUCAGCAGCAGAGUGGACUGCACACGCUUUGAGAGGCAAAUUAAUACACACACAAAUUCACACACAGGGUGAAUAGCAAAUUUCCUUCAUAAAGCUGUCAGAAACCAAAUAAUUUUGUAUUGUGAGUGGAGUACCUAAAGUUAAUUAAACGUAGAAUUGUUGUAAUAGAAGUCUGCGGGGAAGUUUUGAGUGUAAUAGAUAUUGUCCUAAACUCCAUAUUUUACCAUUUCAGUGGUAUAAACUGCAUUUUACAGGUAGUAAGAUUGCUGAUUUAAGUUAGUUUAUCUCAGUGGAUAUCCGCGUAUAAAAAAAAAAUUAUCAAAUUCUGAACUUUUGGGGGAUUCUUGGCCCUAAAGAGAGAACCAACAAAUGCCAUUACUGUCUUCAUUUGUUCCUGCCUCAGCCACAGUUUAAUCCCAGGGACCAUCCCAGUGAGGCACAAACCUGGGGAGUGGCCUCUCUACAAAAAAUGCUGAAAAUUAUUGUGACUCUUUUGAUUUAUGACCUCCAACAAAGCUGCCAAACAGGCUUUCCGAGAUAAAGCUGAAGUAUCCUGAUUGAUUACAGCCAAACAUUUAUCUUUGGUCUUAACCAACUCCUGUUCAGACAUACUGGCAAGUAGGCACCCUGAAAACCAUCUAUCCCUUGACUAACCUGAACCCACAGCGAAAAGGAUGAGGAAAAGCAGGUCAUUUACUUAGUUCAGCUGAUGUAUGUGCAGGUUUUUUCUUUUUUUCAUUGUUAGUCUCUUUAACAGUCCAAAACCAGAGGGAAUUAAGAAAAUUAUAAACUGGAAAAGUUGCCUUGGAGAUCAAGACUGCAACUGAAGCUACUUUAGUCUUCUUUUCUAAAUUCUCUAUACUCCAGCUUGGAGUUCAGGAUGUGAACCAUUUAUCACAACCAUUACAUUUUUGAUGUUUCCAAAAAUUAAAUGCCAUACCUUUAUCCCCUGGCACUUUACUCUGGUGUCUGUUCCUGAAGGGAGGAAAGAGAGACUGCAGUUUUUACUGCCAAUAGCGAAUUCUGUUUGUAAUUUUGUAGCCUAAAAGUAACACUCUGCGAUGCUCUAUAUGAGUAGCAAAACUAUAGGGCCAUUCCUUUGGAAGUGCUCAGAUUUAUCGGGAACAUGCACCAAGGCAUGAAUGUGAGCUGAGAAGCUGCAAGACAGGCAGGUAGGAGCUGGCUGGCCUUUCCAUUUGUGGACUCCUGCUGCCAUCAGAGGGAAUUUUGCACGUUGAAUUUUAGGACAUUUAGGACAGAAGGCUGGCCCACGUCUGUUGUUUGUGCCUUGGGAAAAAACCCCAUCCCUGCAAAUGUUUAUCCUCUCACUCACAUCUGUGGUACCAAAUCUCGUGAUACACACCUACAUGCCUGAAGCGAUUUUGGAUGCAGGAAGAUCCCCUUUUUAUCCUUGGGCUUGUGGAAUUUGUUUUUUGAUUUUUUCUUUUUUAAAGUAAGGUAUUCUUAAAAAAAAAAAACGUAGGUGAUGGCAAAUUUUUGAAGUCCCUAGGUGUCUGUUGCUCCCAAAAGUUCUGUUCGGAAAACUUUGCCAGUCUGGCACCGCUCAGGAUCUUAGUCCAUCCCAAGCCACUGAUAAAUUGAGAUUUAAAGAAAGGUACAGUGACUCCCCAUCUCAUUCCUAAUGACAGAACGCCGUUAUCAUGGACUAGCAACUUGAAACCCACUUGUCAGAAUUCUGAAAAAAAUAACCAAAAAUUCAUUUUUGGUCAAAACACACCAUCACUGUAGUCCUUUCAUAAUCCAAUUUGGCGAGAGCUUUUGCACCCUGAGCCUCUCAUUGGAACUUACUGAUGAGGGCACUGUAGGACAGAGCACUCCAGAGGCAUCUCCCAUUGGCCUGUCAUUUAAACAAGUGGGUUUUAGCUCAGAGCUGAACUUUUCACAGCGUGUUUUACUGAACACAUCGUGCCUUGGCUCUGAAUCAAAUCUCUUGCAGUGUGAGGCCGUAUAAGCCUGAACACCUCUGUGCUGCAGAGUGAAUCAAAGAGAGAGGUGUUCUCUCUUCUGCUGGGUUAAUCACCAUUGUUGUUUGGGUGUUUCUAUGAGAUGUUAUUUUAAUAAAGUGAUCAAGCCUCAGUGAG
This is a messenger RNA of Manacus vitellinus (golden-collared manakin), 4695 nucleotides long. RefSeq names its product spermatogenesis associated 5 (gene AFG2A). Gene Ontology annotation, molecular function: ATP hydrolysis activity; ATP binding. The record is from RefSeq and is a predicted model, not a curated record. Gene Ontology annotation, cellular component: cytoplasm. Lineage: Eukaryota; Metazoa; Chordata; Aves; Passeriformes; Pipridae.